GCCGGGUCUGCUCGUGCUGUUGCUCUUGCACCUGCCGAGGGAGGAGGAGUGGAAGUGGGAAAUGGGGAAGUGGGAAGUGGGAUGAUUGACCGUUGAAGCCGUUAGGGAGGACGACCAGCCAAGCUAAGCUAAGCUUCCUCAGCUCCUCCCCGUCAAGUCAGCAAGCAGCACCUGACCUGCCCUGCUUCAAUCAAUCCUCUUGAACGGUCCUCCUUCCACCGGAUCAUCGUCCAAUCCAUCCCUCUUCCUCUUCCUCCUCCUCUUCCUCCUCCUCUUCCUCCUCCUCCUCUUGCAUCUUAUCCUAUCCCAUCCCAUCCUAUCCUAUCCUAUCCUAUCCUAUCCCAUCCCAUCCCAUCCCAUCCUCGAUUCCUCCCUCUUCCCCGCCCAUCCGGACAGGACCUCCCUCGCCGCUGCCUGCUCCGCUGUCGUCAUCGCCCUUCCCCCGCCGAGAUGGAUUUCCAUCUGGUGCCGAGAGGGGAAGAUCGCAAUUACACGGGGUUUCUCACCAAGACCAUUGUUUAUACGGCCUCGUUAAUUGUCUUUUUUGUUUCAUUCGGUCUAACCGUUGCAUCUAUCGUCAUUCCGAAAUGGGUGACGUAUCAUGAUCAAGAGCCCUCCAUCUACUACUCCUACGGCCUCCACCGUCGCUGCUCCUCCGUCAACGGACAAUGUCACCCGUUCCCCCAGCGCGAAGACUGCCACGGCAGCGACCGCUACUUCUGCUCCAUGUGGCGGUCCGUCGGCUUCCUGAUGUCGUUUGCCGUCGUGCUGGAGGGCAUGAGCAUGGUUGCCUUUCUGAUCGUCUUGUCCGGCGGGAAACGCCUCAGGGAGAACGGGUGGAAGGUGCUUAGUUUGUUGAUAAUUUUGUCUGCUGUCGUGCAGGCGGCGAGUAUGGCGCUUAUGGCGUACCUCUUCGACAACGAAAAACGGUUCUUCGUCGGCUGGCGACUCGACGAGUCGUGGAUAUACUGCACUGCCAGCUGGUGCGUGAGUCUGGUUUGCGCCGCAGCGCUGAUCCUGGCGGCGCAGACGUUGCCCUCCGAGGGCGGGUACGAGUUGAUUCCGGACCAGUUGUGA
Aspergillus heteromorphus CBS 117.55 is the source of this 1077-nucleotide messenger RNA. RefSeq lists its product as uncharacterized. Bases 451 to 1077 code for a protein of 208 amino acids. The record is from RefSeq and is a predicted model, not a curated record. The transcript is spliced from 4 exons. NCBI's taxonomy places the organism in Eukaryota, Fungi, Ascomycota, Eurotiomycetes, Eurotiales, Aspergillaceae.